Messenger RNA from Asparagus officinalis (garden asparagus), 5025 nucleotides. Its product is annotated as ABC transporter G family member 42-like. Gene Ontology annotation, cellular component: membrane. NCBI's taxonomy places the organism in Eukaryota, Viridiplantae, Streptophyta, Magnoliopsida, Asparagales, Asparagaceae. Gene Ontology annotation, molecular function: ABC-type transporter activity; ATP binding; ATP hydrolysis activity. The record is from RefSeq and is a predicted model, not a curated record.
AAUUAAGUACAUAAAUCUGGUUAAUCACGUAGUACAGCAUUUUCUUUUUCCUUCUCCUUUUCCUUUUCCUUGCGAGUUGUGAGAAUUAAAGACGUACGUACGUACGCCAACAUGGAGAACAUAGAGAAGGUGUGGGGUUCGGGCAGGAGGAGCCUGAGGCAAAGCGUGAACGUCAACAUCAACAUGGCCAACUGGGGCGUGGACGAAGCUUUUCAAAGAAACGCAAACUCGCCCGGUGCGAGAGCGAGCUCGAGGGGCGACGACGACGAGGAGGCCCUCCGGUGGGCCGCGCUUGAGAAGCUGCGGACCUACAACAGGCUGAGGACUGGGAUCCUGAGGUCGGUGGUGGGGGACGAAGGGGACCACCAGGAGGAGAGGAGGAGGAGGGUGGGGAGGUACGAGCACAAGGAGGUCGAUGUGAGGAAGCUCGGCGUCGGGGACAGGCAGGAGUUCAUCGGAGGGUGUUUAGGGGUGGCGGAGGAAGAUAAUGAGAGGUUCUUGAGGAAGUUGAGGAAUCGGAUCGACAAGGUUGGAAUUAAUCUACCAACAUUAGAAGUAAGGUUUGAGCACUUAACAGUUGAGGCCAAGUGUUACAUAGGAAACAGAGCGUUGCCCACUCUCUUAAAUCAAGCUAGAAACUUUGCGGAAUCAGCUUUGGGCAUGGUGGGCAUAAGACUAGCUAAGAGAACUACCCUCACGAUCCUCAGAGAUGCCUCAGGAAUUAUAAAACCCUCAAGGAUGACGCUUCUAUUAGGCCCUCCAUCUUCAGGAAAGACCACAUUAUUACUAGCACUUGCUGGGAAAUUAGACCCAUCAUUGAAGGCUACAGGUGAAAUUACGUAUAACGGGUAUGGGCUCAACGAGUUUGUACCACAGAAAACAGCAGCAUACAUUAGUCAGAAUGAUAUUCACGUAGGAGAAAUGACUGUGAAAGAAACACUAGAUUUCUCAGCAAGAUGCCAAGGAGUUGGUGCUAGAUACGGUAACUCUUGUUUAGUUCUUCAUUCGUAAUUAAAAUUAAAUUAUAAGUUGGCUUUUUUGUAUAUUGAUACGAUCUGUAACUUAAACAAAAUUGAUGCAGACCUACUAACGGAGUUGGCAAGGAGAGAGAGGGCAGCAGGGAUAUUCCCUGAGCCUGAAGUUGAUCUCUUCAUGAAGGCAACUGCAAUGGAAGGAGUUGAGAGUAAUUUGCAAACAGAUUACACCCUCAAGAUAUUGGGGCUGGAUAUUUGUGCCGAUACCAUUGUUGGUGAUGAGAUGCAGAGAGGGAUAUCUGGCGGGCAGAAGAAGCGUGUUACUACUGGUGAGAUGAUUGUUGGACCAACAAAAACUCUUUUCAUGGAUGAGAUAUCUACUGGUUUGGACAGUUCCACCACCUUCCAAAUUGUGAAAUGCCUGCAGCAAAUUGUUCAUCUCGGAGAGGCCACCAUACUUAUGUCCCUCCUUCAACCUGCCCCUGAGACCUUCGACCUGUUUGAUGACAUCAUCCUUCUAUCAGAGGGUCAGAUUGUGUAUCAGGGACCUCGGGAGUUUGUCCUCGGUUUCUUUGAGACAUGUGGCUUUCUUUGCCCUGACAGGAAAGGCACAGCUGACUUCUUGCAAGAGGUAACAUCAAGAAAGGAUCAAGAGCAGUACUGGGCAGAUAAAAGCAAGCCUUACCGCUACAUAUCGGUAUCUGAAUUUGCGCAAAGGUUCAAGAAAUUUCAUGUUGGCCUUCGCCUAGAGAAUGAACUCUCGAUCCCCUUUGACAAGAGUCGUAGCCAUAGAGCUGCCCUUGUCUUCUCAAAGCAUUUGGUCCCUUAUUCUGAACUCCUCAAAGCUUCCUUUGGCAAAGAGUGGCUUCUCAUCAAACGCAACGCUUUUGUUUACGUCUUCAAAACUGUUCAGAUCAUAGUAGUGGCCAUCAUUGCCUCAACGGUGUUUAUACGAACUAAGAUGCACACGAAAAAUGAAGAGGAUGGAAGUGUUUAUAUCGGUGCCCUUUUGUUUGGCUUGAUUGUCAACAUGUUUAAUGGGUUUGCAGAUUUAUCCAUCACUAUCCAAAGGCUUCCUGUAUUCUACAAGCAUAGGGAUCUCCUCUUUCAUCCUGCAUGGGUCUAUACUCUACCAAACUUUCUUCUAAGGAUCCCCAUUUCAGUUUUUGAGUCAGUCGUUUGGGUUAUAAUGACUUACUAUUCCAUUGGGUUUGCCCCCGAAGCUAGCAGGUUCUUCAAGCAACUUCUGCUAGUUUUUCUGAUCCAGCAGAUGGCAGCAGGGUUAUUUAGGGCUACAGCAGGUAUUUGCAGGACGAUGAUAAUUGCCAAUACGGGAGGAGCACUCUCUGUUCUCAUCAUGUUUGUACUCGGAGGGUUCAUCUUACCAAGAGAUGUGAUUCCAAAAUGGUGGAUCUGGGGAUAUUGGAUUUCGCCACUGCAGUAUGGAUAUAAUGCUCUUGCAGUAAAUGAAUUGUUGGCUCCCAGGUGGAUGAACAAAAUUGCACCUGAUGGUAGGAGAUUAGGAGUUGCAGUACUUGAGAAUGCCAAUGUGUUCCCCGAGAAAAAGUGGUUUUGGAUCGGAGCUGCUGCACUUUUAGGAUUUGCUAUCCUGUUCAAUGUUCUUUUCACGGUUGCUCUCAUGUUUCUCGAUCCUUUCAGAAAAGCACAAGCAGUUAUACCAGAAGAAACAGCAUCAGAGAUGGAAAACAACCGAGAUGAAAAAGAGCCUCCAAGGAUUAAAAGGAUGGGGUCAAGCGAUAAUUCCAUUCCUCGAGCUUUGUCUAAAAACGAUGCAAACAACACCAGAGAAAUGAUGAUAUUACGAAUGAGUGGGCGUUCGACGAAUGGGCUUACUCGUGAAAUGUCCAUUGAUGCAGGAGCCAAUGGGGUUCCUGCUAAAAGGGGAAUGGUUCUUCCAUUCACACCCUUGGCCAUGUCUUUCAAUGAAGUAAAUUACUAUGUUGACAUGCCUGCAGAAAUGAAGGAUCAAGGAGUUACCGAAAACAGGCUUCAGUUGCUAAGGGGUGUAACAGGAGCUUUCAGGCCUGGAGUCUUGACUGCACUUAUGGGAGUAAGUGGGGCCGGAAAGACUACUCUUAUGGAUGUUUUGGCGGGAAGAAAGACUGGUGGUUAUAUUGAAGGAGAUAUUAGAAUCUCCGGUUACCCUAAGAAUCAAGCUACAUUUGCUCGAAUUUCUGGAUAUUGUGAACAAAAUGAUAUCCACUCUCCUCAGGUCACCGUUAAGGAGUCUCUGAUUUAUUCUGCUUUUCUUCGUCUCCCUAAGGAAGUCACCGAUCAAGAAAAGUUGAUAUUUGUAGACGAAGUUAUGGAGUUAGUAGAACUCGACAGUCUUAAGGAUGCAAUUGUGGGUCUCCCGGGGAUUACUGGACUUUCAACAGAACAAAGAAAGAGGUUGACGAUAGCUGUUGAGCUCGUUGCUAAUCCAUCAAUUAUUUUCAUGGAUGAACCGACCUCUGGACUCGAUGCAAGAGCAGCAGCUAUUGUUAUGAGGACCGUCAGGAACACUGUUGAUACUGGAAGAACUGUUGUGUGUACAAUUCAUCAACCAAGUAUUGACAUAUUCGAAUCGUUCGAUGAGCUCUUGCUAAUGAAGAGGGGAGGCCAAGUCAUUUACUCUGGGCCUCUGGGACGAAACUCACACAAGAUAAUUGAAUAUUUUGAGGCAAUUCCUGGAGUUCCCAAGAUAAAAGAAAAGUACAAUCCUGCAACAUGGAUGCUGGAAGCAAGUUCUAUUUCUGCUGAAGUUCGUCUAGGAAUCGAUUUUGCAGAGUAUUACAGGUCAUCAGAAUUGUACAGGCGUAACAAGGCAUUGGUUGAAGAACUGAGCCAACCACCACCCGGAACAAAAGACCUCUACUUCCCAACCCAAUACUCUCAGUCUACAUUUGGGCAGUUUAAAGCUUGCCUCUGGAAACAAUGGUGGACUUACUGGAGAAGCCCAGACUACAAUCUUGUCAGAUUUUUCUUCACUUUAGUCACUGCUCUACUCUUAGGAACUAUCUUUUGGAAUGUUGGACACAAAAGAGGAAAUGCAAAUGAUCUCAGAAUUGUUAUUGGAUCCAUGUUUGCAGCAGUUUUGUUUGUGGGAAUCAAUAACUGCUCAACUGUUCAACCUGUUGUAUCGAUUGAAAGAACCGUCUUUUAUCGUGAGAGAGCUGCUGGAAUGUACUCUGCCUUACCUUAUGCCAUUGCUCAGGUGGUUGUCGAAAUACCCUACGUCUUUGUCCAAGGCUUGUUUUAUUCCCUCAUAGUAUACGCGAUGAUGAGUUUCCAGUGGACAGCAGCAAAAUUCCUGUGGUUCUUCUUCAUCUCCUUCUUCUCAUUUCUAUACUUUACCUACUACGGAAUGAUGGCCGUCUCCAUCUCACCAAACCAUCAAGUUGCUGCAAUCUUCGCUGCGACCUUUUAUUCCCUCUUCAAUCUGUUCUCAGGCUUUUUCAUUCCGAAACCAAGAAUUCCAAAGUGGUGGAUCUGGUACUACUGGAUUUGCCCAUUGGCUUGGACAGUUUAUGGUUUGAUAGUUACUCAAUAUGGAGAUCUUGAGGACAUGAUCAAAGUUCCCGGGCAAGAAGACCAAACAAUAAAAUUCUACGUAACAAAUCACUUUGGAUAUCAUACUGAUUUCAUGCCAGUAGUAGCUGUUGUUCUAGUGGGGUUUUCAGUGUUCUUCGCUUUCGUCUUCGCCUUCUGCAUCAGAGCACUAAAUUUCCAACAGAGAUGAGAAUGGAAUUUAAUGACAUAAAGAGUAAAUGCCGGAUUUGUCUGAGCUUAUAGCAUCAUCAUUAGAGCACGUCAUAAGGAGAGCGAAUUUUGCGCUUCUUGUUAAAGGCUCCACCACCUGGCAGAAGUUUUGAGCUGUAAAUAUUUGCAUACAUUGUAUACGGAUAGAUCUCUGUGCUUAGAAGUCCAGCGUGCGUAUCAACAUUGACAGCUAUAUUUGUGUAUUCACCUGCUUUUCUGUACAAGAAAUUAUGUAGUUAGUUUUCUGUGAAGAAAUUUUUUGGUAUAAACAGCAAUAUUUCACCUUCAA